AUGACAGAUAGAAAAGGCAGAGUUACCCCAUUUUUGAAACAGUGUUUCGUGACAUCGGCAGUAGGAAUUAAUUUGAUUGGACAUGGGAGCAUCACGGGUUACCCUGCAGUUUUGCUGCCACAGCUCAGUCAGCCAGGCUCGAAUAUAAUUUCCAGCGAUACCACUAACUCUUGGAUAGCUUCGGUGUUGCCCAUAACGCUGUUUAUUGGAAGCUUCAUAACCCCUCCCAUUAUGGACCGUUUUGGGAGAAAGAUAGCGCAUUUUCUCAUUAGCGCUACUUCAGCUAUUGGUUGGUUCAUGACCAGUCUAGCAUCUAGUAUCGAGGUAAUACUGAUUGCAAGAAUUAUCUCUGGGCUUUCCUUCGGAAUGAUGCUGCCACUACGAUCAGUUCUCAUUGGUGAAUAUACGAGCCCCAAGAACCGUGGAUCCUUCCUCACUACGAUAUCUUUAACGGUUGGCUUAGGGAUUUUUUUCGUCCAUCUCAUUGGAUCUCUUAUAAGUUGGCAAAAAACUGCGGUGAUCGUUCUCUUUCUCCCUCUGACGAGUCUCCUCAUGACAUUCUUUAUUCCUGAGUCUCCUAGCUAUCUGGCCUCUAGAGGAAACUAUGAGAAGUGUGAGCAAGCCUUUCGCUGGUUGCGAGGAGAUGAAGAAGAAGAAGAAGAGGAACUAAAAACCAUGAUUGAAGCAAGAAUUGAGUUUGACAGUAAUACAAAAGGGCAGAAAAAAAUUGAUAUUCUUGGUAAUAUACGAAAGCGAGAGUUUUAUAAACCGAUUAUUCUAAUGUUACAUAUGUAUGCCAUCACUCAUCUCUGUGGCGCGACAGUCAUUGCUACCUUCUCAACAACGAUAAUAAAAUUAAUCAUGAAUCCUGAUGUCAAUGCUGAUGUGUGGAUGGUUGUUCUUGAUACUGAGAGAAUAAUCAUUAACGCUCUGGCUAUUUUCAUAAUGAAGAAAUUCAAACGACGUACUAUGCUAUUUACAACUGGUAGUAUUUGUACUCUCUGUAUGUCGGCUUUAUCAGGAUAUGUGUACGCUAAAUCAUCAGGUCUUUUGACUCAUGAUAUACUUUGGAUACCUGGCGCUCUAAUGAUACUACAAUUCUUUACUAUAGCAGUCGCACUGGUGCCUUUACCAAGCGUAAUCGCUGGAGAAGUUUUUCCUUUACAGUUUAGAAGCAUUGCCGGGACGAUCAGUUUGAUUUCUACUUCGGGGACUAUGUUUUUACUGCUUAAAACUUUUCCAUUCCUAGUAGGAAGUAUUGGCAUAUCUGGUACUUACUCGUUGUAUGCUGCCGGUAUGGUAUACUGCUUGGUUGUAGCCUGGAUCAUGUUACCAGAAACUAAAGACAGAACUUUGCAGGAUAUUGAAGACGAGUACACAGGAAGAGUAAGAAAUAAGAAUGUUGAGGAAACUGAAACUCUUAAAACGAAUGCUACCGAACUAAACUAA
Molecule: messenger RNA, 1449 nt
Organism: Arctia plantaginis
Lineage: Eukaryota; Metazoa; Arthropoda; Insecta; Lepidoptera; Erebidae
Source: the annotation of a GenBank genome assembly